AUGUCAGCCCACCUCGAAUGUAUCGAGGUCAGCGAUCAGGACAGCACGGCAUUGCCACUUGUGCUAGUUCACGAUGGCGGCGGCACUGUUUUCCAGUACUUUCUCCUCGGCCCUUUCUAUCGUCAGGUCUAUGCUAUUAGCUCUCCAUACUUCCGGGGGGGAGGCAAACCAGAAGGAGGCAUACCACAGCUAGCCAAAGAGUACGCUCGCGCUAUUCAAGCCGAGCUUGGCCAAGGCAACAUCAUUCUUGGAGCAGGCUGGUCUUUUGGGGGCAUGCUCUCAAUAGAAGUAGCAAGAUUACUCCGUCAAAGCGGCAGAAUAGGCGUGCAGGGGUUGCUUAUGAUAGACUCAAUUUGCCCGUGGAGCAGCAACUACAAGUCGCGAGGUCGAGUGCGUCCCACGUACCGGAAAAAUACCUCGGACGCUGUCAAAGCAAAGGUCAAUCGAAGCUUCGACAACGCUCGAGACCUACUCCACGAAUGGGCCAGACCACCAACUUUCGAAGCACCACCAGCAGUCAUGAUUCAGGCUAGCGAUGCCUUGACUCGUCAAAAUUUGCCGGACGGCGAGCAAGAUCUCGAGGACCAAGACGGACAGCUGGGAUGGUCAGAAUAUCCAUGCUUGCACUUCGUCUCCGUUGUAACCGUUCCCGGAGACCACUUCAGCAUGUUUGCAGAUGAUAAGGUGCGUCUCAUAUGA
Zasmidium cellare ATCC 36951 is the source of this 699-nucleotide messenger RNA. RefSeq lists its product as uncharacterized. NCBI's taxonomy places the organism in Eukaryota, Fungi, Ascomycota, Dothideomycetes, Mycosphaerellales, Mycosphaerellaceae. The record is from RefSeq and is a predicted model, not a curated record. The transcript has 2 exons. The coding region runs from base 1 to 699 and encodes 232 amino acids. Gene Ontology annotation, biological process: biosynthetic process.